This is a messenger RNA of Meloidogyne enterolobii, 686 nucleotides long. The record is from the annotation of a GenBank genome assembly. NCBI's taxonomy places the organism in Eukaryota, Metazoa, Nematoda, Chromadorea, Rhabditida, Meloidogynidae.
AAGCCGACCGAUUACUAAUCUUGCCGUUUCAAUAAUGAAACGCAAGUUUUCACAUCCUUCAACGAGGACGCUUAGUCAACACAAAAUUUCAAAAAUUCACAUCACAAAUAGAGCCGUAAGGCUAAUAUACGGUGUAAUAAGUUCGCCUAUCAGCGAAAAUCACCGUAAAAAUAAUUUCAGUUGAAAACAAAAAAAAAAUUUUUUUUUGUCCCCUUUAUGAAUAUAAAUUAUUGCCUAAGUUUUAGCUGUCGGCAACCAUAUCGCGGCUGCUGGUUUUCGGCGUGUUCGCAUCGAUUUCGUCGAAUAACUCGGUUACGGCUAGGCCGAUUUGGAUAAGUACUGGGGCUAGUAGGUAAGCGACCAUGGGGAGUUUAAUGGUACAGGCCAUUUUGGUGCCGCACUCAAGUGUGGCACCGAAACGGCCAGUUCGAAGAACCCGUUAGACUCAAAAUAUCCGAUCCGUACUCAAAUGGUUUUUUGAGUGUAACUUUUUUUUGGAGGGUCGUAGCGGGAUGGGACCUGGGGGGUAUUAUAGAGUAAAUUAAUGCGCGUUUUAUGAUGUUUGUUUGGUGGGGGUCAAUUGAGUCUGGGGGUGGGAUAUUUGAGUCUGAGGCGGGAAAAUGAUUAUAUCUGAAAAUUCUUUGCUAGGGAAUGACUUUGGGGGUGUUGGGUUAUUUGUAGGGGAG